AUUUAAUAUAGGCCUACAAUUUGAAAUUAUCAUCUUGGUUCUUUAAGUUAUAUUUUAUCAGCAAAUUGAGCUAAUUGAAAUUUUCUAAUUUUUUAGAUAUUCAAAUUUUUUUUAAUUCCACCUUUAUACAAGUCUAGUUUAAUGGGAAAAUCGAGUAAAGACAAGCGUGAUAUUUAUUACCGAUUAGCAAAAGAAGAAGGAUGGAGAGCACGCAGUGCAUUCAAAUUAUUACAUUUAGAUGAAGAGUUCAAAUUUUUGAACAAAAGUGUUGAACGAGUGGUUGACCUUUGUGCUGCACCAGGCAGUUGGAGCCAAGUUUUGACAAGAACAUUAAGAGGGCCCACUGGACAAGAGAAUCCAAAUGUAAAGAUUGUAGCAGUAGAUUUGCAGGCAAUGGCUCCUCUACCUGGUGUUAUACAAAUACAAGGAGAUAUCACAAAGGUUUCAACAGCAGAAAGUAUUGUUGAUCAUUUCAAAGGCGAACCUGCAGAUUUGGUUGUUUGUGAUGGGGCACCGGAUGUUACUGGACUUCAUGACAUUGACGAGUAUAUUCAAGCUCAAUUACUUUUAGCUGCAUUGAAUAUAACAACUCAUGUACUGAAGAAGGGAGGAACAUUCAUUGCAAAAAUAUUCAGAGGAAAAGACGUUUCUCUUCUUUUCUCUCAAUUGAAGAUGUUCUUUAAAGAAGUAACUUGUGCAAAACCUCGAAGUAGUAGAAAUUCAAGCAUAGAAGCCUUCAUGGUUUGUCAAGAAUACAACCCUCCUGAAGGUUUCAAGCCAUCCAUGGCGAAUCCUUUGUUAAAUCAUGAUUACGAUGAUUAUUCAAAUCAACUUGUUGGUGCAAACAGAUGUAUUUUACCAUUCUUAGCAUGUGGAGAUUUAAGCGGAUUUGAUUCAGAUCGUACUUAUCCGCUACAAUUGGAAGAUGGUAAAGAGUAUGUUUAUCAUUCACCUACACAACCACCUAUUGAUCCACCAUAUAAAGAAGCUUGCAAGUUGAAAGCUGAUAACAAACUUGCUAAAGAAUCAAAAUCAUGAUACAGGACAGGAUAUUCAAGACUCUUUCUAUGAAUGAGCGCCGAUGAUGGAAAAGAAAUAUCCUGUCAUGUUGCCAAUGGGCCAUUAUUUCUGGGGGAAAUGGUUGAAAAUACUGUAAUAUGAUCAUGCAAAACUGUAUGAAGGUCUAACAUAUGUCAUAUGUAGAGAGUAAUUUAUCCAAAGCUUGGUUUUAAUACACUUGGUUGCUUUGUGCCAAUAGUAUCAAUUUUUGUGAAAUAUGGCUAUGUAAAAAUUUGCUCUAUUGCUGUAGAAAUGCUCUGCCGAUUCCGAAAAUAAAAAUACCACUUUACCACUUUAAAAUUUCAAUAAACAGCUUAGUAAUAAGAAGAA
Messenger RNA from Styela clava, 1389 nucleotides. Its product is annotated as tRNA (cytidine(32)/guanosine(34)-2'-O)-methyltransferase-like. NCBI's taxonomy places the organism in Eukaryota, Metazoa, Chordata, Ascidiacea, Stolidobranchia, Styelidae. Gene Ontology annotation, molecular function: tRNA methyltransferase activity. The record is from RefSeq and is a predicted model, not a curated record. Gene Ontology annotation, cellular component: cytoplasm. Gene Ontology annotation, biological process: tRNA methylation; cytoplasmic translation.